GCUGCCGGGCACGGCAGUGGGAGCCCAACGCAGCCGGGAGCCGCCCGCCCGCCCGGUCGUUCGUUCCUUCUUCGUUCGUUCUCCCGCCGCCAGCUCGGUCUGUCCCCGGGGGAGCCGCCGCGGAGAACCGUGCUUGCGGCCGCCGGCAAGAGAUUAAUGGUAAGGAAGAGUGGAUAGAGAGGGAACGCAGAUGAGUCCGGCACCCAGCAGCAAAGGUUGACCAGCCUGGAUCGCGGCGCUAGGGACCUGAAGCAAGGAUCCUGACUGAUGCGUGUUUAGUACGACCUGACUUCUUGAGGAGAACAAGUAUUUCUCUGAAGGCCAGUCCUCUCAAAGCAGCACGCAGGACAAGCUUGACUGGAAGGAGAUAUAUGGGACACACAGACAAUUAAAGACUAGAAUAGACACCGUGCUUCAAGUCCCAAGAUUUGAGAAGGAAGAAUUGGAUCAAGGAGCCUGAAGAUCAUGGAGGGAGACUGUCUGAGCUGCAUGAAGUACCUGAUGUUUCUUUUCAAUUUCUUUAUAUUCCUGGGAGGAGCGUGCCUGCUGGGAGUCGGGAUCUGGGUCAUUGUGGAUCCCACAGGUUUUCGAGAGAUAGUGGCUGCCAACCCUCUGCUCUUCACGGGAGCGUACAUCAUGCUGGCUAUGGGAGCAAUGCUCUUUCUGCUGGGUUUCCUCGGCUGCUGCGGUGCCAUCCGUGAGAACAAAUGCCUGCUGCUUUUUGUAAGUUUCUUCAUGUUUAUUUUGUUAAUCUUCCUGGCGGAGCUUUCAGCUGCAAUCCUGGCUUUUAUCUUCAGAGAAAAUCUGACCAGAGAGUUUUUCACCAAGGAGCUGAAGAAGCAUUACCUGAGGAACAACGACACGGACGUCUUCUCUUCCACCUGGAACUCCGUUAUGAUCACAUUUGCCUGCUGUGGAGUGAACGGACCAGAAGAUUUUGAAGCUGUCCCUCAUCUUCCAUACUCCUCUUUGGAAAAGGCGACACCAGAGGCUUGUUGCCAGCGAGAACUCCAGAGCCGGGAAGGGAUGUUUGUCAACAGGGAAGCCUGCCUCACAGGUGUCGAGAGGUUCCAGAACCGACAGGGCUGCUACACUGUGAUCCUGAACUCCUUUGAGACCUACGUGUACCUCGCAGGAGCCCUUGCCAUUGGAGUGUUGGCCAUCGAGCUGUUUGCCAUGAUCUUUGCUAUGUGUCUCUUUCGAGGGAUCCAGUAAGAGGUGGCCCAUGAAUCACCACGUUCCCCACGUGCUCAGAAGAAAGAAGGAAAAAUCAGAAGAAACAAAACCUGAAAACACCCAAAAAACUUUAUUUUUUUUAACAAAAUGGGGUAGGGGGGAAAAAAAAAAAGAAAAAAAAGAGGGUUGUAAUAUAUGAAUGACCAAAAGGAUUGUACUUCAGGGGCUGGAACUUUGAGGUGAUGUGCACUACACUGUACACCAGACCCUUGCCCAGAGCCACCCGCAGCAGCCGUGGAGCAGGAGCCCAGCGCAGCCGAUUGCACUAGAGACUGAUGGAGCCGGUGGCGGGGAGCGGGAGGACAAGUAGAGCUGCCUCUCCCGCAAGGCCGUGCCUGCCGUUCGCGACUUUAUCGUGCUUUAGACAGCAAAGGACUAAAGAACAGACACGCGGGGGCUGGAUAAGGCAACAGGUUGCCCGAAGUCUGUGACUGUCCAGGUGGGUUUGAAACAAGCGGCGGUGGCUCAUCUAAGAAGUAGGUAGUCAUCGUUUGCACGGUUCUGGCUUUAAUUCCCAGCCACGAAAUGAAAACACACGUUCUUCGGUGGAAGCUUUGCCCCUGUCACCUGAAAUUUGUCAAACACUUCAGUGAGGCUGGCUUUUCUCUGGAGCCCCAAGCAGGGGCAACGUGGUCUCACUUAGCGAUGGGACUCAGCUAAGGCUGGCUGAUGGUCAAGAGUUUGGUGCCUACCUUUCUGUCUUUACUAAGAUUUACUGUUCAUUGUUGUGAAAAAAAACCCAAAUGGUUCCCUGCUGUGUUCCCAUCUCCUGGGAAAAAUAAUGGCUCUGGUCAAGAAUCAUUGAUACUGCUACCUUCCUGAGAAGGGGAGGAAAGAGUCUUUAAAUCUUGUCAGACUUUGCCUUUCCCUUCAUACUUGCAAAAAUGGUUUGUGGUGCCGUUAGCAUAAAUAUUUGCAGUGGUUCUUACAUGCUUUCCAGCCCUAAGGGGAGGUCCAGGCAUGGUGCUGGAUGGAGGAAGCUGAGGUUUGUCGGCCGCUCCCAUGCUGUUUGCCUGAAACAGUCUUGUGGCGUCAUUUCUGCUCAGAGGAUUUCCCCCGAGAUUCUCCCCACGGGCUCAUGACGAAAGCAUCAAGUCAGAAUUGUUUUAGUCUGCCUGUUCGUUGCGAGUGUUUCCUCCCUCGAGAUAGUUUGCCAUUUCACUAACGUGUCAUCUACUUAACCAUUUGGAAGUGAACUUGAGAAAGAUGCCUGGGGCUGGACCUUGGUCAGAGAUUAAGAUGGAACUGCUGAGGCCCCAGGCAGGCUCUAAGAGCACCCAGCGUGCAGCCAAACUGGUCCAGCCGCUGCUCCCAGUGGUCGUCGUUAUCAACCUGGACAGGUCACUGGUUUCUCUCCUCUGGAAGCAUUAACCCCUGUUGCCUUAAUUGUUCAUCUGGUCACACCCUCACCCCAAACCCAUUUGACUUGGGGGAGGACAGAAGGGGCUGUGGUUUCUUGUUUAGCUUAGGUCUUUUUACGGAUUUUAUAGGCUCAGAUUACGGAGCACUUUUCUAUAACCAGCCCCUCUGAAAGCUGUAACCACUGGCAAGGAAGGGGAGAGGGCAGAAGGCAGCAGUGAGGAGCCGGACAGUAACCUCGUGCCCGUGCCCUGGCUUUGCAGCAGCAGGUACUACGUUGUCUGGCUGUUCCCUUACACCACUGUGUCCCUUGAGCUCUCCCGGUGGCACUUGCGCAGGCUGCGGGGAAGGAAGGAAAGCAGCAGAAAGCCUGGUCCGUAAUAGACAAAGAACCUGGCUAAAUAUCCAGGUUGGGGGAAUGGGGAUGCUACGGAAUAGGAAGGAGGCAUUAGAGCUUUUUCAAGCUUCAUUUGAGACCAGCAAUUCGCUCAUCAGCAGGAGAGGGCCAGGGCAGGUAGAGCUGCAGCCCCCCCGUGCCGCAGUCAGCAUACUCCAGCAACAAAAUAGGCGGCCGGGGCUGCCGUGUGGCCUCAGAUGUUGGGUUAAACCUUGUGGAAAGCUUUUCUGAACUAUUUCCCUCUGGACCUUCUUUUAAUGAGGCAUUUUAGCAUUAAAUUCUGGUCUGUUGUUUAAUGAAGGAAAAUAGUUUUGCUAGCCAAAAACCAGCAGUGUUUGUACCCAGCAGCAGGUGCUGUGCUUAAGAUAGGAAAAAAAUCUGUUGCAUCUACUACUUGCAGGGAAUGGGCUGAGCAGAAACCGAGCUUAUCUGUUCUGCUUCUGCCUCAGGAGCUGGUGUCAGUGACUGGUCUGGGAGAGCAAUUCUCAGGGGAGGAACAAAACCAUCAGCAGAGAUGGUAAUUUGGCUGGAGGUGAGUGAGAGAAGCAGAACUGCCCUCCCCCAGUCUCCCAGUUUUUUUCCUUUUCCCUCAGUUUAUUAUGCAAAGGCCUGGCUGUCUCACGUCAGAGCCUGGAAGGCGACUACCCUGAUUUGUGCAUGGUGGGUGGCUGAAGGUGGGGAAAAAAAAAAAAAAAAAAGCCUUAAAGCCUUUUUCUGCCACCAGUGGCAUGGGGGAAAAAAACCUGUCAGAGCUGGGGGAACCAGACCGAAGCAGCCAGAGUGCGAAGUGAUAAGUAGACACACCUGAAGUAGGAUUGCUGCUGGGUCGUUUCUCUUUGCUUUUCCUAAUUCUGUACUCAUCGCUUUGUCUGUUUUUAGCUUUCUCACUUUCUCUCUCCCUAACCGUAGUCCCUGUAUCUUUUAAAAAAAAAAGGAUCUCUUAUUCAUCUGUUACUCUGGCCUUUGCACAGCUGUUUUUCCUCUCUUACCUUCACUGAUCCCCUGUUGCUCUUUUCUGGAUGAAGACUUCAAAUCCUCUCUGCAGCUGGCUAGCGUGCCACUGGGAACACAGCUUGAAACCCCAGCAAAGGCCAGGCAGCAUGUUUUAAAUAAGAACUGGAGAUAGCUGUAAAGAGACGUGCAAAUCUGAGAGGACCUGUGGAAGUCGGUAACAGGCAGAAUGAAUUUCCCCUGGGGGAAUUUAAAUGAACAAGCAAGCCCAGAAAGCAGACUCCUGCUGUAUGGCAAAGCAUGUAAAUUUGUUGGUUUUGUCCCUUGGUUACGUGGCUGCCCCCUCUGUUGUACAGUAGUUUUCAGAACAGUAGGCAGGAGAAGCGACUGUAUUUUUAUAUUUGUUUUUUAACAGCUCUGCUGAAUAUUUUGGGGUCGGGGGCUCAAGUUAGAUUCACUGCUUGCUGGAGAGCUCUGGGCAGGCUGGGGACCAGAGGGAGCUGUAGCACUGGGAGCGUGGCCCAGGCACCUUGGUGGGAAAUAGGAGAGAGGAGCCUGUGCCCGUAAGCCCACAGCCCCUCUCGGCACCCCUGCCUCCUGGCUGUUAUUUAAUGCUCAACUGACUGUCACGAAUGCCUGGGAAAAGGGCUGCGUGUGAAAUAAUGUUUGAAAUCUAUUUUAAAAAAAAAACUGUAAAUGUUCUUUUUAUUAGAUAGUGGAGCUAAUUUAUCCUGUAUUCCCUACUGUAAUGCUUUUUUAUAUUGAAAGGAAUUUUUUUUUUUUUUUGGUAAUAUAAACCAGAACACAAGCCUGAAGCACUCUCUGCACGGUUUUUGUGUGCGUUUCUUAAAAAAAAAUAAAAAAUAAAAGAAAGAUAUUGUGACAGUGAA
Aquila chrysaetos chrysaetos is the source of this 4833-nucleotide messenger RNA. RefSeq names its product tetraspanin 18 (gene TSPAN18). The record is from RefSeq and is a predicted model, not a curated record. Gene Ontology annotation, cellular component: membrane. Lineage: Eukaryota; Metazoa; Chordata; Aves; Accipitriformes; Accipitridae. The coding region runs from base 466 to 1215 and encodes 249 amino acids. The transcript is spliced from 11 exons.